Molecule: messenger RNA, 2889 nt
Organism: Tetranychus urticae (two-spotted spider mite)
Lineage: Eukaryota; Metazoa; Arthropoda; Arachnida; Trombidiformes; Tetranychidae
Source: RefSeq, a predicted model, not a curated record
AAAAAAAGUGAUGAAAAAAACGACGGAUGAAGAUGCGAGAGCUUUAGAGCUUAAUUCAGCAAAAAUAUACUCUUAAUUUUAUUCUGUUUAUCUGUCCAUUUUACAAUUCUAUUAAACUGCUUCUGAUCUCUUAACUGUCUUUUAUGAUUAGCAUUUCCCUUUAAUCAUAUUGAUCUAUAACAACCGAAAGUAAAUUACCUUAAUGAUUUCUCUGUACAUACUGGCAAUAAACCUUUUGUUCAACUCCUUUUCUUCCCUCAUCUUCACAUAAACUUCAACUCAUGACCAAAUAUAAUUGACUUCAUACUUGGAAAGGAAUUAAGAGACUGCUUCCAACGCUAGCCUGUUAUUUCAUGACCGAACCAAAUUUCUCAAUGGUUCACAAUACAGAGUUGUGUGAAGAAGAGAUUAUCGAUGGUUUUGCAAUAUACGCCUUCCUCUCAUACUCAGAUUGUGAAGAAUCUGCUAGGCAGCAAGAAGGUUCAGAUGACACAGAGGAAGAUGAAUCCAUUGGUGAAUGUAGCAGGACACCAAAAAGCGCCGGAUCCUUUAGAUAUGUUAGCAACUAUAGACAGAGACGACGAUCUAGAAGUGAUUCACGAAGCUCCAUGGGAGACUCAUCUAAUCUUAAUGGAUCUUUGUUUUUAGAGAGCAAGAAUAACAAUGUUUAUCAUCGAUCUGUUCGCAGAAAGAAACCUGGGCGACCUAGAGGAUCCAUCGGUCGUCAUAAAGUUCCGAUUAAGCAUCAAAUUUUCUCUGAUCUUUGCAAUCCCACAGUUGAUACUCAUCAAUUGAGUUGUCUUUAUGAUGAUUACUUACAAGAUCGUUUGAGAGAGGAGGAAGAAAAUAAAUAUAAAUAUGCAGUGCCCAUAUCCAUGGAUGAAAGUUAUGUCAACUCAUCUCUUAAUGCUUUGGAUUCAAGUUACAUCAAAGAAACUCCAUGUAUCCAAAUCGAAAACAUAAAGAAAGAGCUUACACCUGAUAUCGAUGUGGCCGGUGAUUCUGAGAAUAAACAAGAGUCGCCUAGUAAACUUUCAGUUAUAGCAGAAAGUGAUGCUGAUGUGAUGGAAAUGAGCGGUAAACAAAAAAGAGAAAUUAGAUUACCUGCUCGAUAUCAUCAACCAGGACAUUUAAUGGGUAGUCAAUGGGUUAUGACGGAACAUAAUUCAGAUGAUAAAUUACCAAAAAAGAGGAUGAGACUUGAAGGAGUCUUUGAUGCAAAGAAUUCUCAUUCUUUAGAACAAAAUAUAAGAUCCUUUACACUUUCCUCUGAGCCAUCAGCACAUCUCUUGCAACAAGAUCAACCUCAUAGAGAUUACUCACAAAAUCAAGAACAGUUACCACCACAGCACCAACCCUUACAACAGUAUCAACCUCUGCAACAACAACAGGUUCUUCAGCAACAGCCUCUACAACAACAACCUUUACAACAACAACCUUUACAACAACAACCUCUACAACAACAGCCUCUACAACAACAGCCUCUACAACAACAUCCUCUACAACAACAACCUCUUCAGCAACAACCUUUACAGCAUCAUAUUUUACAAUUGCAAUCAUUGCAGCAAAAACCACUAUUGCAGCAAUUUAUACCUGUGCAUCAAUUGCUACAUCAAACAAUCCAACAAGCUCAACAGCAAGAAUUGCUAAACCAACCGCUCCAGUAUCAAUCGCAUUUGAAACCUCUAUAUUCCUGUGAAAACCAAAGAAUCAUCCCUUAUAGCGCGAUUACAAUUAAUUUAGAUCGAACAAAAGAAGAAGAGAAGUCAUUAUCUUCAGAUCUCUACCAUGAGUCAAGAGAAAGUGUGACAAAUGUUAAAGAUGUACCUAAACUCAGCUCCACGAACAAAGUUUGUCCGUCACACUUUUCUCAGCUAAGACUACAUCAUGAGAAACUAGAAAGGAUCCAAUUAUUAAGAAAACAGCAAGAAAUAGGGGUAAAAAUGAGAGGAAAUACGUUCGAUGCGAUAACCGAAAACAUCUUGAAGGAUCAUCCUUAUGUCAAUCAGAAUGUUUAUCAAAAUGUUUCUCAAGCUAUAAAUAUUGUUUCACCUACUAUACAAAGUGUUACAAACAACAUUGUGUUGAUACCAUCAUCAAGCCUCUCAUCUUGCAGUAGUAUCAGUCAUUUUAACCAGCAAAGUUUAUCAACUACAAAUGACAGCUUUAAUGAAGAACAAUCGUCAAAUAACUCAUCUAAUCCUAACAUGGACACUAGUGAUCCACAAAAGAAUGCUAAACUUCAAGAGCUUCGUCAGUUAUACAGAGAUCUUUAUUUUGAAAAUAAACCAGAACGAAGGUUAAUUUAUGCCAAAAGUCGGAUUAAACCUCGAGUGAAUAAAAAAGCAGAGGUUGAAGAGGGUAUACGAGUCAUUGAAAAGUUAACUAAACGUGAAAAACAAUUAGAAUAUAUUAAAACAUUGUUGACUAUGUGGAAUAAAAAAUUAACCUUAGCUGCUAAAGUGAUAAGUGAUAAAGGUGUGAUUCCUAAAGCUAUUGAUGUAGUCCAAGAUGUACUUAAGACUUAUCAAACGAGCAAAAGUUACAGGGUGACUGAGGCAUGGGAUACAAUGAACAAAUCAAAAACAUCUUCAUUGGUCAAUACAAUAAAUACCGAUUCUUCUCAAAAUGACAUCAAACCUGAGCCUAGUUCGAGAUCAGAUGUUUCUGUUAUAAAAAGUACUGGUUCAACAGUUAACAGAAUUGUUGUCAAUCCCCCAUCGCAUCCCCAAAAUUUCAGGAAUCGAGUAAUAAGUAUGGCUAUACUUGAUAUUUAAUUAAAUGCAUAAAACAUCAAUCAUCUUUUUUAAGUUACACCAAUGUAAAAUGAGAUUGCAAAUGAAAUUAAAUCAAAAUAAAAAAAUAAUAAAUGUCAAGUUAUAUAAUCCA